UUAAUAUAUAAUACGAAACUUCGAAUUCAAUAUGCAGAUAUUUAUAAACUUGUGUUUAAAAUCAAAUGUGUUUAAUUUUUUCUUGAUUAUUAUUUGACAAGCAAAAGGCAAUCGGGGGCUUUCAAAUCAUAUAAAACAAAUUCAGAAUCUGUCUAAUAAGUUAAAAGUCAAUAUUCGUUUCAGAAUUGUAUCACGCAGGUUGCCGACUCUUUGUCGUUAGAGAUUAAACUCUAAAACAUAUGUGCAAAUAUUUAACUGGGUAUAACAUAAGCGCUUUUUCUUUUGUAGAAAGCUAUAAAACGCCAUAGAACGUAAAUAAAAAUGUUAGUCUGCAUUCCAACCAAACAUGAAGGCCCACGUUUUAUUUGCUAUUUUUUCGGUGGUUCUAAUGGCUAUAUCAUAUGCCAACGCCGCAACUACUACCACCACUGAAGCACCCCAAUCAACGACAGAAUCUCCGUCAUAUCCACAAUGGUCAUGGACAGACUUCAUUAAGUUUUGCAACGGCAGCAGUAGUGGAAACAAAUUCUACUUUUUCUUUUAAAAAUCUGCUUAAUUAAAAUUGAUUUUAAAACUUAUUAAAAAUGUCGAUUGGUUCCUUUGUUUAACUUUGUUGGUAUUUCUUAAAAUAUACAUUUUUUUACAUUUAUGUAAGCCCGUUAAAAUUUCUAGCCUUAUAGUUGGAUUUAAAACUAAAGGAUUUAAAGUAAAGAAAAUUGUUGUACAACCGAAAUAAAGAGUAGCAAUACCGAAAAAAAACUGUG
This is a messenger RNA of Drosophila suzukii, 764 nucleotides long. The record is from RefSeq and is a predicted model, not a curated record. Lineage: Eukaryota; Metazoa; Arthropoda; Insecta; Diptera; Drosophilidae.